AUGAGAGUCACAGAGCUUGUCAUCCUAUCGGCGUGCUUUGCCGGCGUUACAAUGGCUCAGGACACGGGAUGUCAGAUUGAACUUUUGAACAUCAAUCAACAAGUUGUCGACAGCGUCUGCAUUCCCCACGAUGGUGUUCGAUCCAUGAGAGACGCCACGGCCCCUAAAGGAGUUAUCAAUUACGCCGUCAAGGUUAACAGCAGUUGCGGUGCCGGGCUGGCAGCUGGCAACCUGGCGAAUGGAGCCUCUCUCCGCAACGCUGGACCCUGUACCCCAUCCUAA
This is a messenger RNA of Colletotrichum siamense, 282 nucleotides long. RefSeq lists its product as uncharacterized. The record is from RefSeq and is a predicted model, not a curated record. The transcript has a single exon. The coding region runs from base 1 to 282 and encodes 93 amino acids. NCBI's taxonomy places the organism in Eukaryota, Fungi, Ascomycota, Sordariomycetes, Glomerellales, Glomerellaceae.